AUGUAUGAACCGCAUCCCCAUGGGAAAACGCGAGACCACGACCAGGAACAAGAGGUCAUUCCCGCAAUAAGACUUGAUGACGCUGAGUGGAAAAUAAUCCAGCAAAACACAUUCACCCGCUGGGUGAACAAUCAUCUCAAGAAGGCUGGAGAAUCCAUCCACAGCUUGGAAACGGAUUUUUCUGAUGGCUUGAAGCUUAUUAGCCUCGCCGCUGUGCUUUCACAGAAGAAUGUUGGUCGAUUUAACAAAAAG
Messenger RNA from Ostertagia ostertagi, 252 nucleotides. Lineage: Eukaryota; Metazoa; Nematoda; Chromadorea; Rhabditida; Trichostrongylidae. The record is from the annotation of a GenBank genome assembly.